UGAUGAUUUUCUUUUCAGUGUCCAUGAGCUCAGAAUGAUAGGAUGGAGGGAGGGGGCCUCCCCCAGUUGCCAGACACUGUUCUCCUUGAAGUCUUCCUGAAGCUGGAACAUCAAGACGUCCUCGCAGCUGGCACCACAUGCAGGCAGUGGUAUGGGGUGUCCCGCGACGAAUUUCUCUGGAAGGACCUCUUUUAUCGUUACUACAAUGUGAAUCGCUCAGUGCCUCGUCACCCAGCUGCAGUUUCAUGGCUGGGUGAAUUUCAGAGACUAUACGACACAAUUCCAUGUGUGGAAGUGGAGACCUUGAAGGAACAUCGUGACCAAGUCUUACAUGUCAGUUUCUCUCACAAUGGCUACUUAUUUGGAUCCUGUUCCAAGGACUGUUUUGUCAAGGUGUGGAGCAAUGAUUUGGAGAUUUCAGUGUUGCACAGUGCCAAUAUGCGCCCCUACAAUUGGAGCUAUACCCAGUUCUCCCAGUUCAAUGCUGAGGACACCCUCCUCCUUGUCUCUGGAGUCUACAUUGGGCCUCACAGCUCAUCGUCUGGUGAAAUCGCGGUCUUCAGUCUAGAUGACUUCACCUUGCUGUCCAGAGUGAGGAAUAAACCCUAUGAUGUCUUUGGUUGUUGGUUAAAUGAAACACAUCUGAUCUCUGGGAAUCUACACUGGAUUGGGAAUAUGACGUCCUGCUCAGUGUUGUGGUUAAACAAGGCCUACCAAGAUAUCGAAUCGGAGAAUAUAAACGUGGUGAAGAGGCUGUUUCAGCUACAGAAUCUGAACGCCAGCACCAUUCGAACUGUCAUGGUGGCAGACUGCAGCCGCCACAACACUCCCGACCUGCUGCUGGGCUCCGAGGAGCAGCCGAGUGACUCCAGCCCCCAAGUGUUUGACCUGGGCAGUGACAGCGAGGACGAGGUGUGCACCAGAGCAAAGCACAGGAGUGAGAGCCCAGGAGAGGUCAUGGUCAGCAGCCAGGAUGGCGAACAGAGAGAUGGGAAUGUAUUCUCCGAUGGGGAGCAGCCCCUAAUGGAUGAAAAACAAAUUGAAGCAAGGGUGGCAAAACUUUUUCUACAGGCCAAAACGAAGCCAGCAGACAUGAGUCUCCUGUCGGAACAGCAGACAAAUCCAGACAAAAAGUACUUGAUCUUCACCACAGGAAGCCUUACAUAUACUCCCCAUCAAAUAGGUAGCUACCAACUCCCGCGGCGAGCUCUUGGUCACCAGUACGGGUUUUGGUGGUGUGAUGGUAUUAAACAAAUUUUGCCUCAACAUAUGACGACAUCAGGACCUGUGUUAGGAGAAGAACGAAGCUCCAACGAGUUCUUUGAUGCAUUGGACUACACGAUUGAUGUCCACGGUCACAUCAUAGGCAUGGGUCUGUCUCCAGAUCACAGGUAUUUAUACGUGAACAGUCGAGCCUGGCCCAAAGGCUGUAUCAUCAGUGAUCCGAUGAACCCUCCACCCAUUGCCGAGGAGAUUGAUAUCCAUGUGUUUGACUUGAAGACAAUGCGGGAAAUCACUCAGACUCUGAGGGCACACACCGCCUACACCCCCAAUGAUGAGUGCUUCUUCAUCUUCCUGGAUGUCAGCAGAGAUUACGUUGCCAGUGGUGCUGAGGACCGGCAUGGCUACAUCUGGGACAGACACUACAACAUCUGCUUGGCCAAGCUGCAGCACGAUGAUGUGGUGAACUCUGUUGCCUUCAGUCCCGUGGACCAGGAGAUGUUGAUCACGGCCAGUGACGACUGCACCUUGAAGGUUUGGCGCUCGCCCCGCGUCCUCCGCAUUGUCAGCAGCAAACCCAAUCGCAAGAAACUCUCUUUCUUCUGGCUGAGUAAGAAAUGACUUUGGUAGAUCUCAACUGGCUGUGUUCUCGCUCAGUCUGUCCAGUAUUGGAAUUCCUGCCUUCAGGAAAUGUGCAAGUGGAGGGGAGAAUGUUCAAUCGUGUGUUUAUUUGACUGUGAGUAUCCUCCUUGUCCCUCUAUUUGUGUUUGCUCACACGUUUGGGUGAUAUGACCCAGGUUACAGCUGAUUCACCUCCAGUUCCUUGUUUGGUGAGUUGGCUCAGCCUCACAGAAUUGUGCCACCAAUUCAGUGAGUAACCAUCAGCUGCCAAACCCUCAUCCAACACUGAGCUAAACGUUCACCUCAUGCACUAUCACAGACAACACAACCACCCUGAUUUCUUGGGCUGGGGCUUCUUCCUUAGGGCUACAACUCUGCUUUUAAAAUUGACUUUGCCUUGUUGUAAUUCUAAUAUAAAAAUCUUUAUAUUCUCUAUCCGUGAACAGAUUCAGGAAGACAUUUUCUCACGUGGUUUAAAGUUGCUGUGACAACGUCAAAGCUAUGGGUUGGUUACUGAACCGGGUCUGUUUAUUUGAUUGAGACACAGACCUGUCUGCCAAGCUCAGUUUCCACCUUGGAGAAUUUGUUAAUGUAGAUGGUGAGAGUUUAUGUGUUGUCCCUUGUGUCUAAAGAAGCUUAUAGCACCAGAAUGAUUGUGGUACCAACUGAGCAAGUUAAUGAUCAGACCAGAGCAAAGUAGCAAAAUCAAGAUUUUUGGCAAUUUGAGAAUCUACAUUGAAAUUAAAUUUUCAUUAAACAGUAGGUGCUCCCCUGAGACUUGUGGCUGUUCAUUCAUUUAGUUUGUUCAACAUUAACAUAGGUUUAUUUUUCAAGAUCCAAUAUUCAUCAAAGAAUAGUGUGGUAGUGAGCUAAGGCCAGGCCAAGGAGUCUACUCCUUUCUAUAAUAGCAAUCUAACAGCUUCACAGUCACUUCUAACAACAUUAAAAAUAACAGCUGGGACAGAAAUAUGUCAUCCUUGUCCACUCUGGCCUCUGUGUGACUAGUCCCACAGCAUCCUGCUUCAAUGUCAGCUGUUCAUCACUCAGCUAUGAUCUAUAUAGCAACAAGUCAAAUAUAAUUAACCAGGAUAGCCAAUCCCAGACAUACUGAUCCUCAGAAUAAACUUCAAUGACCUCACUACAGUAAAUUCUGAACAAGAACUAAAAUUAAAAUUAAAAACAGUAAAAGUUGAUGAACUGACAACACUAACUCCUGAUCUACGAGCAGUCACCUUCUCCAGGUAAGUGGGAAUGAUUUGUAAAUGACAGCAACACUUACACCUGAUGUCACUGUAGUAACACCACACUAAACCCACCAACUAUUUUUAAGAAGUUAGCUAGUGUUCCUGAAGUGAUGAAAGGGAACAGGAAGCCUGGGCAAUUUCCGUUCAUAGACUGGACCUCAUCCGUUGGUCUGUUAAGCAAAUGGAAGAUGUUCAGCUGAAAUAGCAGAAGUUACUAUUACUCCUUUUUAAUCAAUCUGCCAUUUAAGUUGAAAUAGCACAUUCUCUUAGAGUGCACCAAUGUUUCCCAAGCACAGACAAUGCCUGAUCAGACAAAAAUUAUGAGUAAUUACACUUCUCGCAGCCAUGAAUGAAGUGAGAAAUUCCAGUUUAACUUCCUGUUGCCUUAAAGAGCACCUGAAAAUUCUUAGCAACUGUUGUUCUCGACUAUAUUUUAAACUCCAACCACCAACCCAAAAAAGUCAUUGACCCAGGUUCUUAGUCCCAGCCAUGCAUUGCAUGUAGCACAAUGUUCUGUAUGAAGUGAAAAAUAAAUACUUGCAUUGUUAAAAACAA
Messenger RNA from Chiloscyllium plagiosum (whitespotted bambooshark), 3641 nucleotides. NCBI's taxonomy places the organism in Eukaryota, Metazoa, Chordata, Chondrichthyes, Orectolobiformes, Hemiscylliidae. The record is from RefSeq and is a predicted model, not a curated record.